Lates calcarifer (barramundi perch) is the source of this 9718-nucleotide messenger RNA. RefSeq names its product nuclear factor I/Xb (gene nfixb). Gene Ontology annotation, molecular function: RNA polymerase II cis-regulatory region sequence-specific DNA binding; DNA-binding transcription factor activity, RNA polymerase II-specific. Gene Ontology annotation, biological process: regulation of transcription by RNA polymerase II. The record is from RefSeq and is a predicted model, not a curated record. Gene Ontology annotation, cellular component: nucleus. NCBI's taxonomy places the organism in Eukaryota, Metazoa, Chordata, Actinopteri, Centropomidae. Bases 1664 to 3382 code for a protein of 572 amino acids. The transcript is spliced from 15 exons.
UCAAGCUAAACAUGUCACUGAUGAAACCUCUGAUUUUAUUCCAACCACAGGUGUGACAUUAUAUAAGUCUGUUGAGUCUUUUUGAUUGGAUAAGAAUUAAAUCAACCCUGCAGUAGAGCUAACCACAGAGACUCAGUUUAACCUGUUUUUAUACAUUUUAACUCUUUCUCAAAGGAAUUUAUGCAUCUACAUGAAGCAUUAACAAAAGUGAGUUAGCUGAUGAUAAUGUCUUUUACCUGGUGAGAAAAACGUGUUUUUAAUAUUUUUACAUAAGUACAUUUCGGCUGCAUUAGAAAUAUAAUCAUAAAUACAGUUUUAGUUUCAGCUGAACGUUGCUGAGGUCACAUUUCCCAGCCUUUUAACUGACCACAUGAGUCUACAUGGACGUCUCUCUGCAUUUAGACUGAAUGUAAAGUUUUCAAAAGGACACUGACAGCUUCCUCUCUGCCUGCAUGUCACACACUCCGAAAUAUAUCUGAGUUUAUCAUAACCUGCCACCGCCGCUGCCUCCCCCGCCGCUCUCUAACCUCCGCUCCCUCCCGCCCUCUCUGUCGGCCCCGAGCUGCCCCUGCACUGUUGCCGGUGAGAGCUAUUAAUCCCCUGCGUCCACGGUUUACUCUGAGCCCGUAUUUAAUUCCUCUAAACCCCCAGCUGCCGCCCUGGUUACUCACUGAACACGACAGACUGUGAACCGUUCUGGUUAUUAAUAAUUCACCAGCACUCCGCUCCGCUUCUCCGGCCACGGCCGCAGGACACCGCACGUCCUGGUGCGUGCGUGCAGCCACGCUGUGUUUUCACUUCUAGCAUUUGUUUGCUUGAUUUUGGCUGCUCGGUGUCUCACACGGGGAUACACAGAUAGACGUGCAUUCACCUCCGUGUUAGUGUCUAGCCUAUAGACAGUCCCGGCUGGCAUUGCCCACCAAGUCCCGCUAGUCUCACCAACUCUGAUGUCUCGGAUGUUGCGACAUCCGCGCUGCCACAUGGUGAGUUUUGUUUCAGACGCCGUCCUCUCCGCGACUUUCUUCGGAUACUGAAGAACAGGUGGAGGAGGACCGGAGGAGGAACUCCACUUUUUCAUAUCAGCAAAGCCGGAGCAUGCACAAGGGAAAGCGCGCGGCGUCGUCCCCUCUUGCAGGAGCAACAGCUGAUUUGGUGAGCGCGUAAGCAGAGAGUGCAGGCUACUUACUGUCGGUGCACAGCCAGACUCCUGCUCUGUCACUCGGGCUCAGACGGUGACUGUGUCGGUGGCGCAGAGCGCGGCGACUCGGUGGACAUUACGGAACCGGGACAGACUGGAGAGAGAGCAGCGCGCGCUGACAGGAGAGCUCAGUCUGGGGACGGACGACUUUCAUGGAAAUAAUCACGAGUUGAAAUCGAACAUAAACUCUUUGCAUGCAGAAGACGGGAAGCAGACGAAUUGGAUUAUACGGCUCUGUCCUUCUUUGCCUUGACUGAGAAGAGUUGACUACAAAUUUGAAGAAAAAAAAAAAUGUUUACCGGGCACCAGGCCGUGUAUUAGGGCUCUUUUGCUUCCGGUAUAAGGCCCAGCUGAACAAGAAACCGAGCAGUUUUCUCUCUCCCACACACUUUUUUUUUUGGAAGCCGAACUUUUGAGAGUGGAAAAUGGGUCUCUGAGAGUGUUGGCACAUUUCCCUACACCACAAUGGCAACUGAAACCUUUCUGUUGAACGAAGAACCCUCCAGAGGUCCUGGGAUGCCUGAAUGCUUUGUAGUAUCAGAUUCAUACAGGUAUUACCCUACUCACCUUCUAAACAAUGCCUUAGUGGAUGAAUUUCAUCCCUUCAUUGAGGCCCUCCUCCCCCAUGUCCGUGCCUUCUCGUACACCUGGUUCAACCUGCAGGCCCGCAAGCGCAAGUACUUCAAGAAGCACGAAAAGAGGAUGACCAAGGACGAGGAGCGCGCGGUGAAGGACGAGCUGUUGGGGGAGAAGCCAGAGAUCAAGCAGAAGUGGGCCUCGCGCCUGCUGGCCAAGCUCCGCAAGGACAUCCGGCCCGAGUUCCGCGAGGACUUUGUGCUCACCAUCACGGGGAAGAAGCCACCCUGCUGCGUGCUGUCCAAUCCAGACCAGAAGGGUAAGAUCCGCCGCAUCGACUGCCUCCGCCAGGCCGACAAGGUGUGGCGGCUGGACCUGGUGAUGGUCAUCCUGUUCAAGGGCAGCCCCCUGGAGAGCACGGACGGGGAGCGGCUGGUCAAGUCGCCCCAGUGCUCCAACCACGGCCUGUGUGUCCAGCCGCACCACAUUGGAGUGACGGUCAAGGAGCUGGACCUCUACCUGGCCUACUUCGUCCACACACCAGAACAAUCAGGACAAUCAGACAACUCAAACCAGCAAGGAGACACAGACGUCAAACCCCCACCAAAUGGCCACUUGAGUUUCCAGGACUGCUUUGUGACUUCAGGGGUGUGGAACGUAGCUGAGCUGGUCCGUGUGUCACAGACCCCAGUGGCUACAGCGACCGGCCCCAACUUCUCUCUGGCCGACCUGGACAGCCCUGGAUACUAUAACAUCAACCAGGUGACCCUGGGACGGCGCUCCAUCACCUCCACCCCCUCCACCAGGACUGAAAUGGAGCUUUAUGCAAGUCUCCCACGGAGCUCCAACAAGCGCAAGUCCAUUGACGACAGUGAGAUGGAGAGCCCGGUGGACGAUGUCUUCUACUCAGGCCGUUCCCCGGCGGCUGGCAGCAGCUCUCAGUCCAGCGGUUGGCCUAAUGAUGUGGAUGCAGUGCAGCACCAUUUGGCCAGUGUGCAGGAGAGGAAGAUUAAGCAUGAGAGCGAUGGAGUGCAGUUUCCUUACCAUGGACUGUCAUCGCCUGGUUCUCUUAAGAAGCCGGGGAAAUUCGAUUUCAGCGCCCUGUCCUCCCAGACGAGGUCCCCCCGCAUGGCGUUCACCCACCACCCACUGCCAAUGCUGGCGGGAGUGAGACCAGGGAGUCCUCGUGCUUCAGCCUCUGCCCUGCACUUCCCGUCUCCCUCCAUCAUCCAGCAGUCUAGCCCCUACUUCACCCACCCAACUAUCCGCUACCACCACCACCCUGGACAGGACCCCCUGAAGGAAUUUGUGCAGUUUGUCUGUGCUGAUGGCUCGGGGCAGGCCGCCGGACAGCCAAACGGGAGCGGCCAGAGCAAAAUGCCAGGCUCCUUCUUGCUGCCUCCACCUCCCCCAGUGGCCCGCCCAGUGCCCCUCCCUAUGCCCGACUCUAAACCCAACAGCACGCCCCCUGACGGCGGACUCUCCUCGCCCGCAUCUCCGUCAUACUCCACGCCAGGCGCCACAGCUCCCAACAGGUUUGUCGGCAUCGGAUCACGGGACAACAACUUUCUGAACAUCCCGCAGCAGACACAGUCUUGGUUCCUCUGACAAGAUCUGUGUACAAACCAGCAACUAGAAUUCUUUCUUUACAAUCGGAAAUAGAAAAACAGAGAAACAACCCACAGGAUAAUAAUUGUCCUCCAACCAACCCACUGACCGGCCCUGACAGUAUGUCUCACCUGAUACAAAAUAUAACCAAGCAACACAGGAAAUUGCAGCAGCAGCAUGACACUUUUAGAGGAACUCUGGACUCAUUUACCCAGUCAGAGGGAGGACCCGUUUUAAGCAAAGAUGGAAAGAUGGAAAGAUGAAUGAAUGGACAAGAGGAAUGCCAGGAUAGAGAAGGAGUAAGGGGACAAACAGCACCAAGCAGGCAUCUCUCCCGAAAAACCACCGAACCAGCACAACACAGCAGAAAGGAGGAACCUGAGGAUGAAAAAGUGGUCGACUUCUCCUACUUCAUGAGGAUGCAUUGUGUAAUGAAUGGCAAAGAAAAUCAACUGUCCAACAAAAUCAGAUUUUCCAGAUGAAACAUUUAACCUACAAAGCUACACCCACCAUGAAUCCACAGCCUGAUCAAAGCAAAGACACAAUUAGGUUUCCAAUGAAAGCUGCAGUCCAUGCUCCUGUGAUGUCUGUCAUCACCCAAAACAAAAUCAAAUUGACCAACGUUUCUCUCUCUCUGAGUGACCAUUGACUUUAUAAAGCCCCUCUUUUUACCCUACUACUAACUAGAGAGAGACCAUGCCAAAACAUUUCUUGAUUAAGGGUUGCACUACAAGCUGAAUCAAUUAACACUAAUCUUAAUGAUGUGCACUAUUUACCUACAAGGCAUGGGAGGUAAACCAGACUUGCCUAUCAAGAGUUUUAAAGAGGAAAAAUCAAGGUACAAGAAGCCUUCAUGUGUCCUCAACCCCCAUUGUUCAGUUCGACAAAUCAUUGGCCUCCGCUCGUUCUCACAUUUCCCCGCACAACACACACUCACUACAAUCUGUGCCAUGACCACAGUAUGUAUGUACAAUUGAAGACAACACACACUCACAGUUGCCCAGUCUCACCUUUUAGAUUGUAGUAUUUAUUGGUGGUGGUGUUGUGUUAUCAUAUUUUCAUUUUAAAUGCACAUACAGUAAAGCCCAGUGAACUCUCUCUCUACCUAUUUGAUUAGAUUUCCAAACCAAUGCACAUGCUGAAAAUCUGUGUGUGUACAUCAUAACUGACAGUUUUCACGAUUAUAGACAGCAGCUAUUGAUUCCCCUUUUUGCCCUCUUGUAAUGUAGAUGAAUGAUUUUGUUCUCUUGUGUGUUCUCUUAUUUGAAUUUAUUCCUUUUGGAUUUGUACUAUUUUAUAAUUGUUUUAUAUUUGAAUGACAGCACCUUAUAGAGAAACACAGUAAGAAGUGGGAUGUUGAAGCGGCAUAGACAGGGUGGUUAGCUUACCUGGACCAAAUAGUAGUUGCAAAAACUUCAAGAGAAAGUUUGACAUAUUGAGAAAUGUACUUAUUCACUUUGUUGCUGAGAGUUACAUGAGGAGAUUAAUAGCACUCUUCACUCUAUAUGGUAAAUAUGAAGCUACAACUAGCAGAUGUUAGCUUAGCCUAGCAUACUAAUUGGAAACAGGGGGAAACAGCUAGCCUAACACUGUCCAAAGGUAACAAAAUCCACAAACCAGCACUUCUUGUUUGUUUAGUCUAUAUAAAAUGUUAAAUUUAAAAACAACAAAUUGCCGUUUUGUGGUGGUUGGGACCUGGCAACUGUUGACAGCCAAGAAAUAUUCUGGAUCUUAGCCUUUGUAAAACAGUAAAUUGUUAUUUUUACACUUUGGUUUUUAUGUGGGGUAAACAAUGUGACAUAGUGGUCUGCAUGCAGUCUAGGAAGUGUAAUGUUUAUUGGUCACCACAGCACCUUGUCAGUUGACAUUGCAUUGUGUUGCGAAUGUUACCCUCGGACAGAACCAGGAAAGCUGUUUUCUCUUGUUUCCAAGCUUUAUGCUAAGCUAAGCUAACCAGCAGUUGGCUGUAGCUUCAUAUUUACUGUACAGACAAGAGUGGUGUCAAUCUUCUCAUCUAAUGCUUAGCAACAAAGCAAAUGAGUAUAUUUUCCAAAAUCUCAAACUUCUCCUUUAACAUGGUGUGUUUGUUCUCAGUGCUAGAUAAACCCAUUUGCCACACACUUUACUGCAGGACCACACAAUGCAGGGUUUUGACAAUCACAGGAAGCCUAUCCUCUGGGAACUUACCUGCUGAACCGUACAAAUCAACAAAAUUAGCCGCAUCUACUGUUUGACCCAGGUAGAGCUGCUGACUGGUGGUGGUGAUAUGUGAGAGAUAGAAAGCCAGAAUCAAGGACGGAAGGUUGCUGAAGAUGGGACCCAGAUUAAAAGAGAGAGUAGCUCUUCUUUCUGUCUCCCUAAAGUUUACCCUGUUGUUUACACUCCCAGACGAGCCGCUGCUCCAAGAGCAGAGGGAGCCACACUGUGGAGCAAAAUGAAUAUGUGACAUAUCUGGCUGUUUUCAAAGAGGGUUUUCAGUAGGAGGAUCACACAUGUGCCCAUUUUUUUAGGGUGCACAGGGUCAGGUAAAGGAUAUGGGUUGCUAUUGUAUUCCCCCCCAACACAUGCGCACACACCAGCACUCCCCCCUAGCUAUUGUGAAUCGAUGAGCCCUUAAUGAUCAAAACUGCACUAAAACAAUCAUGCCAGCCAACCUUUGUCAGUUUCUUUUUCAUAAGAAUUACAGUAGACUGACCACCACUUAGUAUUCCAAAUCAGUGGAUGUAUUAUUGGGAUAGAAACACACUUAGAGAGCACAGAUCACCAUUUCUUAGACACACAGACUCGUAAAAACCACUCACUAUUAACGCAAACACAUCCCCAGUGCCCAACUGAAUUCAAAGGGAAGUCUUAAAUAUAGACAAUCUGAGGAGGCCUUUAUGCUUUUAAUCAUUUUAUAUCAUUAGCCCAUAUAUAUUCAGACUGAUUCAGUUAUCUCCUGUUAAAAAGUCAAAUUAAAUUCACCCAUCCAACCUCACAAAAUAACUGGACUGCCUGGCCAUGUUCUUCACUGCAGGGAAACACAACAUAGUUGGCCAACGACUGGCGACCAUCUCAUCAGCUUCGUAGAGAGAACUAGCUCCGCUGAGUAAGACGUUAACGAUGGCUAAGGUGAUUUCUUUUCUAAUCUAUGGAAGUGCCUCUGUAUUCCCAUUAUGCAAUUUGUCAAACAUGAAUUCAGGUUCUUUUUCUCACAUAUAAGCUAUAGUGAAUGGUGAAAAAUUUAUGUCAGGAGAGGGAAAAAAAACGGUGACAGCUCACUAGAUAAUCGCAAGCAUCUUUAUAUAUAAUACACAUAUAUAUUUAUAGAUAUAUACAUUUUUUUUAUUUGCAAGAUAAGCUCUGUGGCAGUCUAGUUAUUUUUUGAAGCAUGGCGUACAUCGCACAGUCAUAGGAUGCAUCUCAAAAACUGCUGAUUUGAGCUAAAGUACCAGUCUCCAAACCCACACUCGCAUUAAAUGACAUAAUAGAAAAGGAAAUCCAUGGCAAACACAACAAUAGAUACAUAGACAGUGAUGAUAAUGUAGUUGAGGAUUUAAAAAAAAGAACAGAUUAGGUUUUGUUGUUUUCUUUCUUGUUUUGAUGGGAAGUAUUGUUCUUGAAACUAAAUGAUGUAUGUUGAUUGAGCCAUGUGCAAUGCCUUGGUAGAGGAAUUGUGUUUGUUUGUUAGCGAUUGUUUGAGGGUGUCGCGAGAAAAGAGGGAAAACCCUCUAUGUUUUCUUUUUUUUUUUUUUUUUUGUUCUUCAAGUCCACAUGCUCUGGGACUCUAAAUAUGAGGGCAGCGAGAAAAAAAUCCCAGUCUUUGUAAGUAAGUUUGGGGAAACUGUUUUUAAUUUCCUUUUGGUUUUUUUUGUUUUGUUUUUUUUUUGUUUUUCCUUUUAUCACUUUUUUAAACAAAAAAUUCAUUUCUGAUAAUUUGUUUUCAAAAUGUGGGAGGGCUGAAGGAACAAUUUUGCAACUCAUAAAAUAUAUAUCACUAUGAAAACUGGUGCUUUCGUAAAGAAUAAACUACAUUCAAUCUCUAUUAUACAUAAAUAAUAAUAAACGAAAUUAAGUGUUAUCAUAAAAGCAAAUUUUAGGAAAACAUGCAUUAUUCUAUUUCUCUUUUUUGUAUUUACCAAGGGGGGAGGGGUUCAUUGUAUGAAAAGGUUGUUGUGACAAAAGGCAUUUUUCCCCCCCAACCUUUACACCACAGCAGAGAAAUACAAAAAGAAAAAAACAAAAGAAAAAAAAAACAUCUUUUUCCAGACUGUAUCAUCUUGUGUCCGACACAAGUGAGCCUAAUGUGGGACAAAGACAAGAUCUUCCCCAAUUUGGGAGAUGCACAAGUACGGAUUCCUGAAAAACAAAGCAAAACAAAAACAUCACUAGUGAUGAUAAUGAUGAUGUCUGGUGAGAUUUUCUUUUAAUUUGGUGCCGAUGUCUGGUUGGUUCAGUGAGAGGGAAUUAGAGACUUCAAGAUGCUGGGAUGCUGUCAUCAGUUCAAAUGAGAACGUGAACCCCCCCACCCCACCCCCACCCCCUCCCCUCCCUUACCCCCCACCCCCCACCCCCACCCGAUUUCCCACUGUAAAUGAUUAUAAAUAUUUGUUUGGUGAUGUAGUGUUAUAGACUCAGAGCAUCUUAAAGGUUGUCCCUAAAAAGUGCCUUUUGUUCACAGAUUCCAUCUUGUAAUCCUGAGUGCCCAUCUCAAAAGAAAAAAAAGUCCCCUCCUUCAUACUUCUAUAUCUUUCUCUUCCUCUUCUUCAAGCUUUUUAAAGCAGUAUACAUAGUACUAAAGGAAAUUGGUGUGAUUUAGUUCCUCUUUUUAUUGUUGAAUAAUUAAGAAAAGCUGAAAAAAAGACAAAAAAAAGAAGAUAUUUUCUGUCUUGCUUCUCUUCCUCUGUAUCUUGUCUUCUGUCUAUCUUGGACACUGGAGUAGUCUGUAGCUGCGUAACCUUCUCCUUCCUCCCUUCCCUCCUUUUCUCCUUUCUCCCUUUCUCUGAACGGCGGGGUUAAAAAAAAAAAGAAUACGCAAAGAUUUUUUUGUCUGAGCAGAAUGCAGUUAGCUCACAUGUUAUUCUUGUCUGUACGCUUCACAUUGUAUUACCAUACCCAUCUUCUUCAGCUUCUCCAUUCAACAGCUAAUGUAAGUGAACAAGUUACACCACGGGGCUCUGGGCUGUGCUGAGGACAGGGGCUGGGUAUUAGGGCAACAAAAUAGUUUUCCCCCCUGGGAGUGGUCAAUGUCAAAUGAACCCUGGUGGAGGGAUAAAAGCACUCACGGGAACUUUAGGUUUUGGACUUUGGCGAGGGAGAUGACUGGUAGGACAGCUAGAAUAGGCAGGUUUGUUUGUAAUCCUUGUUUCUAUCUAUUUAUUUUUUUUAUAAUUGAAUUUGGAUUUGCUUUUUGAUUACUUUUUUGUCAUUGUUACUGCGUAUCUUAGGCAGCAGUAAGAUGCUGUGUUGAGACCUUCAAUUAUGCACCUUUCUAGUGGUUGACUGAGACCAGCUGUUUAAAAAAAAAAGGAAAAAAAUGAAACUGAAAAAUAACUCGAAGCACCUUAUAAGCGGACAGGUUCCACAGCAUGGAUACUGAGAGGCUCAGAUUUAGCACAAUCAUUAGAAAUGUUACACAUUGUUUCACAAUGUUAUAUUGAAUCACCACCAUUGACCAAAGUGAUAUGGUUCCAAAAGCUGUAAAACUAGUAGACUUUGGUGACUUAUAGAGAAAGCACCUUGAAAUUCCACCAGCAAAAAUAAAGUGAUUAAAGAUUUAUUUGUUUUGUUUUGCAAAAAAAAAAAAAAACAUUUAUACAUAUGCAACUCUUUAUUUUUCUUCAUCAAACAAAUGAAGCCAGCAGCAGUAUUAUCAAUCAAGCCUUGGUGAAAGCACCACAGCUGAGAAGCCAUAUCAGAGAGGAACAGGUUGCAUGGAGCAGAGUGUGUGUGUGGUUUGUUGAAGGAUGGUAUCUUUAGUAUCUGCCCCUGCACUGUUCAAAGAGCCCGGUCAGACCCUGUGGCCGAACCGUCCGCGUUUUUUUUUUUUUUUUUUUUUUUUCCUUUGUUUGUUUUUAACACGUUUUGUAGGACGCUGGGCCGUGUUUAGAGAUGUGUAGACUGAGCCCCCUGGCCGGCCUAUCCCCUCACCUCUGGCCCGUAACCCCUCCCAUGAUGAGUGCCCCUCCUCCUCCUCCUCCUCCCCUCAGAACAGUGUCCCAUCCUCAGACACACCUCCCAGAGCCCAUGGUGAAAUGCAUGUGUUAAUUACAGUUUCUUUUCCAUAAUAAUAAUAAAAAACAGUUUGAAAAGAGCAACACCUUUACUUGAUUGAAUAAAAGGAUGUUCUUGACUGUA